AUGCAUCAGCAGAAGGAUGUGCCAGUGCUUUCCUCUCGUCAUGGGUUUCCAGAUUCGGUGUACCCGAUCACAUCACCUCGGGCAGGGGUAGCUACUACCUUCACGUCGCGGCUCUGGAUGUCCCCAAACCUCCUAAGUACCCAGUUGCAUCAAGCAGCCACCUACCAUACCGAGUCCAAUGGCGUAAUUGAGAUCUUCCAUCGCACCUUGAAAGCAGCCUUCAUGUCUCGCUGCAACUCCUCGAACUGGUACUCGCAGCUUCAUUGGGUCCUUGGCCUUCAGGUUCAGACCACCCCUAAAGAGAGCUUUGACUUGUCAGCUGCCGAGAUGGUGUAUGGUGAUCCACUCGUGAUACCUGGCAAAUUCUUACACGAUGAUAACACCUCACCCCGAUAUCAUCAGACUCCGGACCAUCAUAGGAAAAUUCACCCCUUACUGUCCAUCCUACAAGCUAAACGAGAAGACCUUAAUCCCGAAGGAUUUGCACAAGGCGACACAUGUAUUCAGCAGAACCAAUGCUGUUCAUCUAUUUUUGACCCAGCCUUACACUGGCCCCACCCGGGUCCUCAACCGCAAACAGAAAGCCUUUCUCGUCGACAUCCACAGUAUGAUAGAGAGGGAUGGAACCUACCACCUGAAACUAGCAUAUUUGCCUGA
Molecule: messenger RNA, 657 nt
Organism: Macrobrachium nipponense
Lineage: Eukaryota; Metazoa; Arthropoda; Malacostraca; Decapoda; Palaemonidae
Exons: 1
Coding region: 1-657 (218 amino acids)
Molecular function (GO): nucleic acid binding
Source: RefSeq, a predicted model, not a curated record